AUGUCAGGAUGGGCGCCUGAUUUGAAGAAUUUACCUUCGAAGGCUGAUUUCUAUGAUAAAUUCAGUACUGCUUCGAACGAAUGCAGUCUUAGUGAAGGCUGGCCUGCAGAUUGGGAGAAUAAAUUGGGGAAUGAAUUAAAUAAACAUCAAGGGCUCAAUAGUUUCAAGAGUAAAAUCAUGGAUGCUUAUUGCUACGCAUAUAAAAAAAGAAAGAACAAUUCGUCUGAUAGUGAAUCUUGUUAUUUUUAUUACUAUUGGAUGAUGGAUAAAAUCCUGGGGGGGUUGUAUGCCCAUGAGAAGUUGGAUUUCCUAAUAAAAUUUUAUCAAGCGGUAGAUAGUACUCCCAGUGGAAAUAAGUGUGAAGUUAAGUACAAAAAGUUUAACGAAGACACUUUCAAGCAUAUGAGAGAAAUAUAUGAUUUUACCUAUGAUCAUGAUACCAUACAGAUGUAUGCUGAACAUUAUGGAAGAACGGAGAAGUCGGAAUAUUUAACGUAUUUGCAAGGAAUUGGUGCAGCAUGUACUAUGGUAAAUGCAGAUUGUCAGAAUGAGGAGUAUAGUUAUGGUGAUUAUUGUAAUUGGUUUAAUUCGAAGGUAAAAGAUGAUUACUGUGAAAAGAAACUACCAGCACUGAGAGCACAACUAGCAUCGUCUUCCAAAGCAGAGCAAGGACCUAAUCCAGAUGAAGCGGACAGAGAAGACAGUUUGGACAGUGAUGAUGAUGAUUCUGAUCAGAACGUGGAUAAGUUACCUUCAAAAAUAGCAUACGGCGAACUUAGUAAUAAGAAGGGAAAAUGUCAAAAUGAUAGUGCUGUUCCCACCGAAAUAAGAACAUUAUGGACGACACAUACUGAACUUACGAGUACUAUGGAUGGCCCCGAGAACUACUGGUGUUACACACAGAAAGGAGGAAAGGACACUUUAUCCACGGAGGAGCGCUGCCACUUUUUAUACUAUUUUAUUGGGGAUAUUGUAUUUGGCGAUUUGGGGAGUGAUAAAUUUCAGGGUUUUAUGAACACUGUCUGUGACGAAUUGAAAAAAUUGCCCAUUGGGAAUGAAUGUGACAUUGUGUGUACUAAAGCGAACUACGACUAUUUCAAAUAUGAGAAAGAAGUAUAUGAUUAUCACCAAGACAAAGCAACUAUAGAAAGGAAGUUAGGCAGAAGUGGAAACUCCUGCAAUGCAAAUUACCGCGAAUAUCUGGGAACAGCGGAAGAAGCAUAUAAAAUUAUAAGUGGGCAAUGCAACCUUAAAAAAUUUAAUGAACUUGAUCCUACAUAUUGUAAUAAAUUCAACACACAAUAUAAGCAGUACAUGGAGAAGGACAGGUUAAAGUUAAAAUGUACCUCAACCCUCCGGAACCCUAAUGAAGCAGGUAGUUCGGGAUGUGUGAGCAUUAGUGCAGGUGGUACAGUAGAAGGGGCAGAUACCGAGGACCCAAUUUUACGGAAGGUACCUUCAAAAAUAGCGUAUGGGGAAAUUGAAAAACUCACGAAGGGCAGAGACUGUUGUAAGGAUGAUAAUAGUUUCCCUCCAGAAAUAGGGAAUGCAUUGGGAAAGGGUAAUGAGGAAUAUACUGAGGCGCUCAAAAAAGUAUGGUGCUUCGCCAGUAAAGGGGAUGGAAGGGAAGGUAGCAAUUUAACGGAGGAUGAGCGUUGUGGUUUCCUAUAUUAUUGGUUUGGAGAUAAGAUAUCUGACGAUGACGAAUUGAGUGAUGAGUUAUUCUGGAAGGUUAUGGAAACUGUCCGUGGACAAUUACAGAACUUGCCUAAUAAGAAAAAUAAGUGUGAUAUUGUGUCAAGCCACAUUGAGAAAAAAAAUUUCAAUGAUGAGAAGAAAGUAUAUAAUUAUUACAAAGACCAUGGAACCAUACAAGCAGAGUUAAACCAGAGCAACGGACGUUGCAGUCAAGAACUGGACGAAUACCUGACACAAGCUAAAACAGCAUAUAUGGUUAUAGGUGAACAGUGUACGGGGGAACUCAAUAAUAAGCAAACAUAUUGUACCAAAUUUAGCAGCGACUAUAAAAAAAAGAAUCCUGAGGAUUUCAUAAAAUCGAAGUGUCUGGCUGCGAAGGAACUAAUAACUCAAACACAUGUAAGAACUCAGCAUACAAAUGCCCAGGAACGAGCAAAGAAGGACAUAGCACCUACAAGCACUUCAUUAGGAAAUGCUCUUGUCGCUGUGCCUACCGUAUUUACCACGGUCGGACUACCCGUGGUCGCUUUCUUCUUAUAUAAGGUAUACAACUACAAUUAUAAUUGUCCAUUACAAUUACAGUUGUAA
This is a messenger RNA of Plasmodium coatneyi, 2286 nucleotides long. RefSeq names its product KIR protein. NCBI's taxonomy places the organism in Eukaryota, Apicomplexa, Aconoidasida, Haemosporida, Plasmodiidae. The transcript is spliced from 4 exons. The coding region runs from base 1 to 2286 and encodes 761 amino acids. The record is from RefSeq and is a predicted model, not a curated record.